GGAGUAUGGCUGUGUCAAAAGUUUUGCCGCGAUCGCGCAGUAUUUGUUUACGUUCGCUCUAAAACUUAGUGUAAACAAAGAUACUUGAUUUAUAACAUUGACUUUGAGUGAUAACAAGUUUAAAACUAUAACUUUAAGUGAUAAAAAGUUUCCAAUGAACUGUGUUACUGUGAAAACAUGACGAAAAACUUAUAUGGAAUGAGUUUAAAACUUUGGAUAUGUUUGGUGGCGGUGGCCGGUGCGCGCGCACGUUCUGCGCCGCCCGCCCCUGGUGGCUGUCAAUGGGACUAUUCGGAUACAAAGUUGAGUGAAUCGAACUUUCUUACAUGUAAUAUCAAAACAAUAGGAUCAGCUGACAUGCUCUUUAAGAACAUAACAACAGCCCAAGCAUACAAUAUAAACAAGUUGAAACUUACAUGCACCGAUUUGCUUUUCUUUGAGAGCUCACUACAUAUGAAUACUGGUAGUUUUUUGGGCCAGUUGCGCAAACUUGAAGACUUGCGUAUGGAAUACUGUAAGAUACGAUAUGUCCCAGCUACUGUAUUAUCACCUCUUCGCGAUUUAACUAGCCUUACUCUCCGUUCAUACAAUACAGACUGGCCUGCUAUGACAAUGGAAUUUCACGCUGAGAGUUUCCGAGGAUUAAUGGAACUGCGUUCACUAGACUUAGGUGACAAUAACAUUUAUAUGUUACCCUCAGAAGUGUUUUGUCCACUCUUUAGUUUGGAAUCUUUAAACUUAACUAACAAUAAAAUACAAGAUAUUUCUGAAAUAGGAUUUUCGGACUGGGGCAAGGGCCCUAUAGCCCCUGGAAAGUCAUGCAACACUGGCCUAAAAAUGUUGGAUUUGUCUCAUAACAACGUGUUGCGGCUUCCUGAUAACGGUCUUUCAAGCCUUAGAUCUUUAGAGGUCUUAAAGAUUCACAACAACUUAAUUAAUGAAAUUGGAGAUAGAGCUUUUGUGGGACUGAAUUCAUUAAAGAUUCUAAACUUAUCCGGAAACAAGUUAGUCGCCGUUCCUCCAGAACUAUUUCAGUCUUCACGCGUUAUAAAAGAAAUCUCAUUAGCAAAUAAUUCGCUUUCCGUGCUGGCACCGGGAUUGUUGGAAGGACUUGAUCAACUUGAGAAAUUGGAUUUAUCUAGGAAUCGACUAACCAAUGAUUGGGUGAACAGAGACACGUUUGCCGGCUUAAUUCGAUUAGUAAUUUUAAACUUGUCUCACAACUCCUUAGUACGACUAGAUCCAAAAUCAUUUCAAGAUCUUAACAAUCUACAGGUCUUAAACUUAGAUAAUAAUGCUAUUGAGAUAAUAAGUAAUGGCGCUUUUGCGGAAUUGAAAAAUUUACAUCAAUUAUCUAUGUCAGACAACAGAAUUAUUCAUUUGAAUGAACAUAUUUUCUCUAAUCUAUUUGUUCUAAGCCAACUUUAUUUAGAUAAUAAUCAAAUCACAACUAUUCAUGAGAGGUCAUUCGAAAAUAUAACGUAUUUACAAGAUUUGGGAUUAAAUGGAAAUAAUUUAAACUACGUUCCCGAUGGAAUACGAAAACUUAGAUUUUUAAAAUCCCUUGACAUUGGCAAAAACAAUAUAACGAAAAUUUCUAAUGCAUCUUUUGAGGGCCUUGAGGAACUUUAUGGCUUGCGACUUGUUGACAACCACAUAAUUAGUAUACCGAAAGACACUUUCAGUACAUUACCAUCAUUACAAGUUCUAAACUUAGCAUCAAAUAAAAUUGAAACCAUCGAACAAGACGCAUUUCUUUCAAAUCCGACGCUGAAAGCUAUUCGUCUCGACGGAAAUAAACUUUCAGAUAUACGAGGUGUUUUUAACAAACUGAGCACUUUGGGUUGGCUUAACAUAUCCGACAACAAACUUAUAUAUUUUGACUACAGUUACAUGCCUGAGACUUUAGAAUGGCUGGAUAUCCACAAAAACAAUAUUACUAAGCUUGAGAACGAAAAUGAUUUCAAAUCAAAUAUUCGUAUGCUUGAUGUCAGUUUUAAUACAAUGGAAAACGUAGAUGAAAAGUCAGUACCUGAUUCUAUAGAGGUCCUCUUUUUGAAUAACAACAAAAUUCACACAAUCCAGCCAGGUACAUUCCUACAAAAAAAGAACUUAGAAAAAGUUAUAUUGACAGAUAAUAAAUUACGGACAGUUGAACUGUCUGCAUUCACAUUACCCCAUAUUCCAAAGCACAGAUUUUUGCCAAAAUUUUUCAUCGGAAAUAAUCCAUUUGUAUGCAACUGUCAUAUGAUAUGGCUGCAAAAAAUAAAUUUAUGGAAUCACAUGAGGCAAUAUCCUAGAUUUGUUGACUUAGAGUCAGUUACAUGCGAAGUUGUAAAUAAUAAAUACGGAGGAAAAUCAAACUUAAUGGAUGUUCCUGAAACGCAGUUCCUUUGUUCCUAUGAGACGCAUUGUUCCUCGAGCUGCUUUUGUUGUGAUUUCGAAGCCUGCGACUGUAAAAUGACAUGUCCUGAAGGUUGUUCUUGUUUUCAUGACAGCAAUUGGAAUUCUAAUGUAAUUGAUUGUUCUAACGCUGGAUACACAGAUAUUCCCGAAAAGAUUCCAAUGGACGCUACUGAACUUUAUUUAGACGGCAAUGAUUUUGCCUCCUUGAACAGCCAUCUAUUUAUAGGCAAGAAAAAGCUUCAUAAAUUAUACUUAAAUAAUAGUAAUAUCGCCUCAAUAGAUAAUGAUACAUUUAAUGGACUCCAUUCUUUGAAUGUUUUACAUUUGGAAAAUAAUCAUCUUACUGAAGUCGCCGGUGGGGAAUUUUCUCAGACUAAGCACUUAAGAGAGUUAUAUUUAAACGAUAACCUUUUAACUAGUGUGGCAAAUAACUCAUUCGAAAGCUUAUCUUCACUUCGAAUCAUCCACUUACAAGGAAACAAGAUAUUGAAUCUCGACAAGAAGCUAGCUCAUAUCGUACAUUUAGAAAGUGUUCGUGUGCGAGGUAAUUUAUUUACUUGCGCGUGUGAUAAUGUAUUGCCUUUGGUGAACUGGUUAAAGAAAUAUAACGAGGACCCUUCAGAAAUGUUGUGUGCUAGUGAAAAUGAACUAAGUUCCAACCUGACAGUGUUCGACGUAAUGGACAAGUGUCGUGACUCAAGUAGUGUAAAUGACAAUACUAUUCCCACUGAAAAUCAGCCGUUCCAAUAUGAUGAAGUGAGCACAAUUAAAUUGAACUUUGUACCCCUCUUAGCUGUAGUCCUUAUAAGUGUAAUCCUGAUUUUAUUGUUUGGAGCUUUAGCAUUUUCCUUUAGACAAAACGUACGUUUAUGGGCUCAUUCCAAGUAUGGUGUAAGGUUAUUCAAAAGUGCGUCUAUUCAGGAAAGUGAACUUGAUAGAGAUAGGAUGUAUGAUGGCUAUGCAGUAUACAGUUUAUUAGAUGACGAUUUUGUAACCAAAGUAGUGGCGCCGGAAUUGGAGCACUGCGGAUACACUAUGUGCUUUCACUACAGAGACUUACAAAACGCACCAGAAAACUAUUUAUUAGAACAAAUAAAUAACGCUUCCGAAUCCUCGAAAAGAAUUUUAAUAUUUAUUUCUUUUAAUUUUUUACAAAACGAAUGGUCUAAAAUGUCAUUCAAAGCCGCGCUUAAACACGUGAUAACUUCAAUUCAUCCUUCUAUCAGGAGACAUAGGGUUGUUUUUGUAUUGACGACCGAUAUCAGCGCCCUCAAUUUAGAUUUAGAAUUUCAAAAUUAUUUAAAGACCUGCAAUGUGCUUUUAUGGGGUGAAAAGAAAUUUUGGGAGAAAAUGAGAUUUUUGAUGCCUGAUAUCUCAAAUUUACAUUGGAAUAAGGAUAACAUGAAUUACAAUCACAGUAUUUGUCCUAACGCUAGGCGCCAUCCGUCUAGGUACACUGCAUCACCCACUGCGCCCGAGCUAUGGUAUAAAUACGAUGCCAUACCUCCCCAAACACCCACAGUGACCAACGUAGGUAUUAAUGUCGAAGACGAUACAUCUAUGUUAACCAACACUACACUCACAAGCCAGAUACAGGACUUGGAUAAUCCACACCAUAGUUACAUAUCAAUUGACACACAAAAUUACGAGCAGCCAUAUGGCGCAGGCGGCCGGCCGAGGCCACCUAACUCGUUACGUAAGCAUCAGACCCACUCACCCUCGAUGCUCGAUGAACAGGGAUACUUACAACCCCGUUCUUCAAUACACGAUUGCUUACCUCAAAGCCAUCCGAGCGUACACAGAUAACAUGUUUCAAAAGUCAGCUCGUUAUCUCCUAAUGGGUCGCUACAUUCCAAGCACAUGUGUAUACUGUUGCCUCUUCUGGCAAUGCCUUAUUGAGUCGUGAUUAUAGCCGGCCAAAUAAUUGUUCGAUUGACGUUCCUUGUAAGUUGUAAUAAUAUUUAUAUUCUUAAUUUUAAGGAGACUGUUGUUAAAUUAUCGCGUAUGUUUAAUGAUGCCUUGUAUUUCAAAUAUUUGCAUUGUAAAACUAUUUUAAUGAAUUACAAUACAUAAUAUCUAUUAAGACUGAAUUGUAAUAUAGUUUAAGUUACUAUUUGCCAGUAUAAAUGUGACUUAAGUAUUUUGCUAUAGAUAUUAUAUCUCAUUGUUACCAAAUAUUUUGUAAAUAAUUGUAAUUAAAAAUUGUAUAUGUAUAGAGAGUUGAUUUCUGUUUAGGUUACUAGUCAUUAGAUAGGAGUUAAUAUCUAUAUGAAUUGUUGUAGGUAUAUAGUUGGUCACAUAAUCAGAUGUAACUAAA
Pieris brassicae (large cabbage white) is the source of this 4723-nucleotide messenger RNA. RefSeq names its product toll-like receptor 6. Gene Ontology annotation, molecular function: protein binding. NCBI's taxonomy places the organism in Eukaryota, Metazoa, Arthropoda, Insecta, Lepidoptera, Pieridae. The coding region runs from base 178 to 4212 and encodes 1344 amino acids. Gene Ontology annotation, biological process: signal transduction. The transcript has a single exon. The record is from RefSeq and is a predicted model, not a curated record.